CUUUCCCUUUUCUUCUUCUUCUUCUUCUCUCUUCGAAGACAACUGAGAAGGAAUAUUGAUAACCGAGCAUUUCUCCAGCAGAGCCCAUGAAGUCCAACGGAGCGAGGCCAUCAAUCGCUCUUCCUCUGCUCGCGCUCUCCUCGCUCUUCUUCUCUUUGGCCGCCUCCGACCCUCGAAUCGUCGAAGCGGGCCUCCUCUGCGGGAACUCCACUGCGACCGUGGACUUCAACUUCAUCACCGUCAUGAGGGAGAUCUCCGACAGCAUCGUUGACCGGCGCUGGGGCAAAUACUCCAUCCCCUCACCGCCGCCGCCAGUGUACGGCCUCGCCCAGUGCCUCGGCGACUUGACCGACACCGACUGCGUCCUCUGCUUCGCCAAGAGCCGGAACCGGAUCCCCCGCUGCCUCCCCAUCGGCCGGCUCUACCUUGACGGCUGCUUCCUCCGUUACGACAAUUACAACUUCUACAACGAGACCGUUGAUCCAACGCACAACAUGCUCAAGUGUAGCUCCAAUUCUACGGUCCCGGCAGAGAGAGUGGCCGAGUUCUCGGAUAGGGUGGACCAGGUGCUGAGGAAUGUCUUAGCAAGCGCGGUGCUGAGCAAGGGCUUCGCAGUGGCUGGGGAGGACGGAGCCGGAGGAGUCGCUGGGGCAUAUGCUUUGGCACAGUGUUGGAGCACGCUUGAUGCCGGCGGUUGCAGAGUCUGUUUGGAGAGUGCAACUUCGAUGGCGAGAAGCUGCGCACCUGGAGAAGAAGCGCGGGCCAUGAACGCGGGAUGCUUCCUCCGUUACUCUACCACAAAGUUCUACAACGUCCCCGUUAGCAGAGGGUCAUCUAGGAUCCGCAUCACCAUAGCAAUAGCCUCAUCGGCUGCCGCAGUGACGUCGCUUGUUCUCAUGGGUGCAUACAUUGGAUGCAAAAAGUACUCCAAGGAAAAACGAGUGCAAAAUAGCCUCAUGCAAUUAGGGGCGAGCAAGAGCAAGUUUAGCUUAUAUUUCAAGUACGAGAUGCUAGAGAAGGCCACCAACUUCUUUGAUAACUCGAGGAAGCUAGGGCAAGGUGGGGGCGGUUCCGUGUACAAGGGGAAUUUACCCGACGGGAAGGUCAUCGCAGUUAAGCGGUUGGUGUUCAACACGCUACAAUGGGUGGACGACUUCUUCAACGAGGUGAACUUGAUUAGUGGGAUCCAACACAAGAACCUCGUUAGGCUUUUGGGAUGCAGCAUCGAAGGCCCAGAGAGCCUCCUCGUCUAUGAAUAUCUUCCUAACGGAAGUCUUGAUCAAGUUCUUUUUGUCAGCAAUGCGACCCCUGUCCUAACUUGGGAGGAAAGGCUGCACAUCAUCAUAGGAAUAGCUGAGGGCCUCGCAUAUCUUCAUGGAGGUUGUGGAGUGAAAAUCAUCCACCGGGACAUAAAAACCAGCAACAUCCUCCUCGAUGAAAAUCUCAAGCCGAAAAUAUCAGAUUUUGGGCUUAUCCGAUGCAUUGCUCUGGAUAAGUCUCAUCUUAGCACAGGAAUCGCCGGCACACUCGGUUACAUGGCGCCUGAAUAUCUUGUGAGAGGACAACUAACAGAGAAAGCCGAUGUUUAUGCUUUUGGGGUGCUGGUUCUUGAAAUCUUGACUGGUAGGAAGAACAACGUAUACACACAGGGGUCAAGCUCGGUAUUACAAUUGGUAUGGAAGCACUACAAGUCAAAUAAUUUAGCUGCGUGUAUUGAUCCGGCCUUACAAGGUAAAUUCUCUGUCCUGGAGGCAUCGAAUGUGCUCCAAAUCAGUCUUCUGUGCACUCAAGCCUCCAUGGAAUUGCGACCGCCCAUGCCUGGAGUCGUCGAGAUGCUUCAUGACAAAGACCGUAUAAUCCCCCAACCGAACCAGCCCCCAUUCCUCAACGCUAGCGUGCUAUUCGACAAAUCCAGUAGCAGAAGUUCUUCAUGCACACGUAGCUGUUGAACGAGCUCACGGCCUUCGAGGGCUCUUCCAGCUUGAUAGGAAGCCCUCUUCCAGCUUAGUUGCGUUGACCUUUUAGGAUUGGGACCUUUCUUCUUCUUCUUCCAACGAAUACAAACACUUGCCAACGAGUGAUUGAAAACACUUUGCAAACGACUGGCGGUGCAUAUUUUAGUGACGUUAGGGCAUGAGUCAAAUUAUUGUUACUUGGUUAGCAGCAUGUUUAGAUGAUGAGGAGUCCAAUCUUAAUUCGAUAAAUCAUGGAUAUCCCCCGAAUAUAUGAAUCCGAGUGAGAUGCGAUUGCUUUAUUUUUUUCGUAGUUUUA
This is a messenger RNA of Eucalyptus grandis, 2271 nucleotides long. Its product is annotated as cysteine-rich receptor-like protein kinase 42. Gene Ontology annotation, biological process: protein phosphorylation. Lineage: Eukaryota; Viridiplantae; Streptophyta; Magnoliopsida; Myrtales; Myrtaceae. Gene Ontology annotation, molecular function: ATP binding; protein kinase activity. The record is from RefSeq and is a predicted model, not a curated record.